Purpureocillium takamizusanense is the source of this 1425-nucleotide messenger RNA. RefSeq lists its product as uncharacterized. Gene Ontology annotation, molecular function: (S)-2-hydroxyglutarate dehydrogenase activity; (S)-2-hydroxy-acid oxidase activity. Gene Ontology annotation, cellular component: mitochondrion. NCBI's taxonomy places the organism in Eukaryota, Fungi, Ascomycota, Sordariomycetes, Hypocreales, Ophiocordycipitaceae. Bases 1 to 1425 code for a protein of 474 amino acids. The transcript has 2 exons. The record is from RefSeq and is a predicted model, not a curated record.
AUGAUGCUCGCCCCGAGAAGAGGGACGGCCGCCGCGGCGCUCCCCCUGCGGACGGGCUGUGCGUGCCCGCGCGGCGCUCAGAGGCCCCCGCCGUUUAGCUCGACGGCGGCGGCGAGGGCCGACUUUACACACGUGGUCAUCGGCGGCGGCGUCGUGGGGCUCGCCGUCGCGCGGCAGCUGGCCCUCCGGGGCGAGGCAGGGGCAUCAUCGUCGUCGGCGACGACGACGCUGCUGCUCGAGCGGCACGGCGCGGUGGGCACGGAGACGAGCUCGCGCAACAGCGAGGUGAUCCACGCGGGCAUCUACUACGGGGCGGCGACGCUCAAGGCGCGGCUGUGCGUGCGCGGCAAGGAGCUGCUGUACGGCUUCUGCGCGCGGCACGGCGUCGGCCACCGCCGCACGGGCAAGUGGAUCGUCGCGCAGACGCACGCCCAGCGCGAGGCCCUCGAGCGCAUCGAGCGUCUCUGCAAUGGUGGUGGAGGGCUCGGCGUCCCCGUGCGCUGGGUUGCCGAUGCCGAGGUGCGGCGCGACGGCGAGGGCGUGCGCGCCGAGGCGGGGGCGCUGGAGAGCCCGACGACGGGCAUCGUCGACGCGCACGGCCUCAUGGUCGCGCUGCAGGGCCUGUUUGAGGAUGUGGGCGGCGUCGUGGCGCUCAACUCGCCCGUCACGGCCAUUGCGCCGCUGGGGUCGUCCGGGUCCCGGUCCGGGUCGGGGUCCAGCGCCGGCGCCGGCAGCGGAUCCGGCGACUCGGCAUCAUCACCAUCACCGUUACCGUCAUCGUCUCCGCCCCCGGGCAGCGCCGGGUGGGAGCUCACCGUGCGCGACGCCGCCACGGGGGAGACGUCGACCGUCACCGCCGAGACCAUCAUCAACGCGGCCGGCCUCGGCGCCGCCGACGUGCACAACAUGAUCGCCGUGCCCGCGGGACGGCCUCCCCCCGCGCGCCUCUACUACGCCAAGGGCAACUACUUCUCGUACGCGGGCCCGCGCCCGCGCCUCUCGCGCCUCAUCUACCCAGCCCCCGAGCCCGGCGCGGCCGGCCUCGGCACGCACCUGACGCUCGACCUCGCGGGCCGCAUGCGCUUCGGCCCGGACGUCGAGUGGGUCGACUCCCCGGACGACCUCGCCGUCGGCGGCGCCAACAACGCACGCCUGGCCGCCGCCGUCGCCGAGAUACAUAAGUACCUGCCGGGCGUCGACCCCGCGUGCCUGACCCCCGACUACGCCGGCAUCCGCCCCAAGCUCAGCCCACGCGGCGCCGUCGGCGCGGGCGGCGGUGGGUUCAACGACUUCGUCAUACGCAUCGAGGACGGGUUCGCCGGCUGGGUGAACCUCCUCGGCAUCGAGAGCCCCGGGCUGACGAGCAGCCUGGCCAUUGGCGAGGAGGUGGAGAGGCUGCUCUAUGGGAGCGUGACCCCCUCGUGA